AUGGUUCCGCAUCGUCGUCAGGACACACGAGUCCUUCAGGAUCAGUCUGUCUACCGCGGCCAACGUUCUAUGUCGCUCGGUGGUCCAGCACAUGAAUCACUCAUGUCGCAGAUGGUGGCCCGCAAAAGUGCCACGACCAUCGAUUUAUCGCCUGGAGAGAAGAACAAAGUCUGUCUGGUAUGCGACAACAUGCGCUUUCUGCUCGACCAGAAAUUGCUCACCGCUCAUCCGGACACGAUGCUUGGGCGAAUGUUCGCAAUGCGUGACGCGAGAGGUGCCGGAGCCGAUCUGGUUACACCAAAUGAACGAAACGAAUUUGUUGUUGCUGAUGGCACAACAGCUGCCUGCUUCCGUGUAGCGCUGGAGUACUACACUUUGGGUCAAAUGCGUUGCCCGCCAAAUGUUUCGGUAGCUGAGUUGAGAGAUGCUUGUGACUAUCUUCUUAUACCAUUCAAUGCUAAUACUGUUAAGUGUGAGAACCUUCGUGCUUUACUCCAUGAACUUUCUAAUGAAGGAGCACGAGAGCAGUUCUCGAAUUUCCUAGAGGAGAUAAUUCUUCCACAACUUGUCGCUAGUACUGAGCAUGGCGAACGCGAAUGUCAUAUUGUUGUAUUGCUCGAUGAAGACGUCGUCGAUUGGGAUGAUGAAUAUCCACCACAAAUGGGUGAGGAAACUACUCAUGUCGUCUACAGCUCUCAUUUGUACAAGUUCUUCAAAUACGCUGAAAAUCGAGACUGCGCGAAACAGGUGUUAAAAUCACGUGGUUUGAAGAAAAUUCGACUCGGAAUGGAAGGCUAUCCAACGCACAAGGAAAAAGUAAAGAAACGGUUCAACAAAGCUGAAGUGAUUUACAACUACGUACAACGUCCGUUUGUGCAUUGCUCUUGGGAGAAGGAGGAAGCACGAAGUCGACAUGUGGAUUUCGCGUGUCCAAUUGUGAAGGUUCGAAUCAUUAUAGUUGAAUGCUGA
Messenger RNA from Angiostrongylus costaricensis, 969 nucleotides. The record is from the annotation of a GenBank genome assembly. Lineage: Eukaryota; Metazoa; Nematoda; Chromadorea; Rhabditida; Metastrongylidae.